Molecule: messenger RNA, 1215 nt
Organism: Maudiozyma saulgeensis
Lineage: Eukaryota; Fungi; Ascomycota; Saccharomycetes; Saccharomycetales; Saccharomycetaceae
Source: the annotation of a GenBank genome assembly
AUGGAAUACAAGAAGCCUUCGCCUUCAGUGGACCCAAUAUUUGGUCAAGUGCCUGUGUUUGGACUAAACGACGAGGAUGUCAACCCAUUUGUGGUACAAUAUUUAAAGGAUGUUCGGAGAGAAGCUCUGACGACAAAUGCAACUAAUUAUAAGGGAGCCAAUCAAAAGAAUGCCAAGUACCUAGCCAAUAUAUAUGAUGACAGUGAUAAUGAUCAUAAUGAUUAUCGUCCACAUGAUUCAAACUCUGAAGGAAACUCAGAAGCUCGAGAUAUUGUGAACCCAAACAAAAGAAGUAUUGAUGACCUCAUCACACAACCUCCAUUUGACACCGAAGAGAACACGAAUAGCAAUCCUACUGAACAGACUACAUCUGACUUGCCCUUGAGACUGAAAAUUUUUGAUCAAAAUGUAAAUCAAUGGUUGACAUGGUUCAAGGAUAGCAAAACAGAAAUUCUAAAGUCAGCAUUCACGACACAAGAAUACGAUGACGAUAUUUUGAACCUACUUCUUUUUUAUCUAAAAGAACAUCUGACUGAAACCAAGACUUCUAACUCUGGUAUAGGGAGUCAUUUGCAGAACUUAUUGAAGAAUCAUAAAGUAAGUAAUGAGGUUUUGGCCCUCCAUUCAUGGACCAUUGAUGAAACAUGGGUUACUCCUACUUUAGCGAGACUAAGAUCUAUACGAAUCAGAGACAUUGAUGAUAUAAAGACAUGUCUUGUUGGGGACUAUAAGAACAAGAAACCCAGAAACUAUGAUCAAUGGACUCGUUUCAUUCGUGAAAAUGAUCCGAAUAGUUCUAUGUUUUCUACUAUGAUCACACAAGAUGAUAUCUGGAUCAUUCUUAAAUUUAUGAAACAAAAUUGGUUAAAAGUGAUGAUAAAGACACCUGAAAAAUCUGCAAGGACUGGUAUGUGGCUUUUAUAUGCGAUGUUCUAUCUUUCAGAAAAUCUCAAUUCUACCCAAAUAAGCACAUUGCGCGAUUUUGCCAAGAAAUGCCAACGUCUCUAUUUGGACAAAUUCAUCCUUCACUCUCCAGUCACUCAAGAGGACAAAAUACCUUCCCCUGUACUAAGACUCCCUUCAGAGAUGGUUGGCCUUGAGAUUUUGCAGCCCCAAGAAAAUCCGACUGUUGUUGAAUUGGUUCUACUAGUAGUAUCCGAAAUAUUUGGACAGAAAGAUUUACUCGAAUGGAGUGGUGUAGUCAAAAUGGACUGA